Nerophis ophidion (straightnose pipefish) is the source of this 1749-nucleotide messenger RNA. RefSeq names its product WD repeat-containing protein 82. The record is from RefSeq and is a predicted model, not a curated record. The transcript has 9 exons. The coding region runs from base 203 to 1144 and encodes 313 amino acids. Gene Ontology annotation, cellular component: Set1C/COMPASS complex. Gene Ontology annotation, molecular function: protein binding; chromatin binding. NCBI's taxonomy places the organism in Eukaryota, Metazoa, Chordata, Actinopteri, Syngnathiformes, Syngnathidae.
CACAAACAACGUCGUGCGGGCCUUGCCAAUGCUUUCGCUGCGGAAUGACUGUGUUCUCAUUAUGCUGUACUUUCAACCGUGUUUAUGCAUGAAUAAUCGCCCGUACAAUUUGUAGAGAUAAAAAGCAAUAACGUAAAGUAACAGGUCAUUUGGAAGGUGUACAAAGAGGGUCUGAAGCAGCCCGGGGACUCCAGAGGCCGCCAUGAAGCUGACGGACAAUGUGCUGCGGAGCUUCAGAGUAGCGAAGGUUUUCCGGGAGAACUCCGACAAAAUAAACUGCUUCGAUUUCAGUUCUAAUGGCGAAUCAAUCAUAUCGAGCAGCGACGACGACUCUUUAGUCUUGUACGACUGCCAGGAGGGGAAACCCAAGAGGACCCUCUACAGUAAAAAGUAUGGAGUGGAUUUGAUCAGGUACACACAUGCGGCCAACACAGUGGUCUACAGUUCCAACAAAAUCGAUGAUACAAUCAGAUACCUGUCCCUUCAUGACAAUAAAUACAUCCGCUACUUCCCUGGGCACAGUAAAAGAGUAACUUCCCUCUCCAUGUCUCCUGUGGAUGACACAUUUAUUUCCGGUUCCUUGGAUAAAACCAUACGACUGUGGGAUCUGCGCUCUCCUAACUGUCAGGGCCUCAUGCACCUCCAGGGGAAGCCAGUGUGCUCUUUUGAUCCAGAAGGUCUCAUUUUCUCCGCUGGCAUUAAUUCAGAAAUGGUUAAACUUUAUGAUCUGCGCUCAUUUGAUAAGGGUCCCUUUGCCACAUUCAAGCUUCAGUACGACAGGACAUGUGAAUGGACGGGACUCAAGUUCAGUAACGACGGAAAGCUCAUCCUUCUUUCUACAAACGGCGGUGCUCUUCGGAUUUUGGAUGCCUUUAAGGGAGCGGUGCUACAUUCCUUUGGGGGAUACAACAACAACAAAGGCGUAACCCUGGAGGCGUCAUUCACACCUGAUUCUCAGUUUGUUGUUAUUGGAUCUGAGGACGGAAAGAUCCACGUGUGGAACGCCGAGAGUGGCAUGAAGGUCGCCGUCUUAGACGGAAAGCACACUGGGCCCAUCACCUGUCUUCAGUUCAACCCCAAAUUCAUGACGUUUGCAAGCGCCUGCUCCAACAUGGCGUUCUGGCUUCCUACCAUAGAUGACUAAAGUCCCCCAACAAGGAGUAGUACUGCAGUGAACGUCACAUUCAUGUUAGUGAGGUUGAAAUUCAAAAAUGUAAAUAUGUUAUGUGCAGAAUUAGAAUGGUGUCUUAUUUGUUUUUUUAUAUACUUAUAUUUGUAUUCAAAAUUAAAAACCUUCCCUGGAAACUAUAUACGCUUCUCUCGUUUAGAGCAGUGGUCCCCAACAUUUUUUGCACCACGGACGGGUUUAAUUUAGGCAUUAUUUUCAGGGACCGGCUUCCCACUUGUGAAAAAUACAACUCACUAUAACCCUGGAUGAGUGGGAGCCCCUGGCUUGUUUCUUUGCAGUGAGAUGCAGAUGGAAAUCAGCCUUUGGCUGCAAUUUGUCACAUAUACUGUAUAUUUGAUAUGUUCAUUAAUGUGCAUUGUAUCAUGUCACAAAGUUCUAACAAAUGGCAACUUCCAAUGAGAAGUGUUAUUGUACAUCAAUGAACAAGCUCAUUGGUGUGUCUAGUGCACAGGUGUCAAACUCAAGGCCCACGGGCCAGAUCUGGCCCUCCACCUCAUUUUAAUUUGACCUGCAAAAGCCCGAAAAUGUGUGUCAAUAAAAUACAGUAUUUUCUUUCUUUA